UCGCUCGUUCCUCCAUUUCGCUGCGUCGAAAGUCUCCUCCCCGCAACCGCUAGAUUCAGCGAUCCAAACCCAGUCUCUCUCGGACCGGUCUUUAACUUGCUCAAACGAACCUGCCAGUACCUCGUUGGGUACCGAGAGGUAGUUUGGAAAACCCCAAUCACGGAUUGAGUGCGAUUUGACGCGGAUGGUGACUCCUUCAACGACAAUUUAGUAAAAGAAAAGUGCUUGAAAAUUUCAGAUGCUGCGGUGUCUUUGAUCUCAUCAUCCUGGAAGUGGAAAGUACAAAAGAGACUGGGCCUAAACCACAUACAGGUGCUGUGUGUAGCAGAAGCAGUCCAGAAGGAGGAAGACUUAGGGAGGAGGUGGUGCAGCAGCGCACCCCUCCGGCUGUGGCUGUGCUGGGUGGCAUCCCAACGGCUACACAGAAUGUGGCCGGGCCACCCCAGCAUGUCCUGCAGCCGGUCCCAGCUGCCUCACUACCACCACCACUACUUGUCCCUGCCACUGAGAUGGAGCAGCAGAAAGCAAAUACACCGGCUGCAAAUGAAGAGCAGUCUGCCACAUUGGAUUGGCAAAAUUGCAACACCCAUGAGCCUAAGGAGAAGUCAGCCUUGGACUGCAGUACUGAAGCUGUCCAAAGACAACCUGUGCCUAUGGCUGCAGGAAGUUCACAUAACACACUCUCAGACAGACUUUCAUCUUGUGACACAGUCACUGUUAGAAAGGGGCAGGAUUUGCAUUAUGAGUAUAACACUGAGAAAACAAGUCUUGAACAAAGGGAGACAGAAACGGCUCAAGGAACUGACCAUUGCCAGGACUGUACCUCUAUCCCUGGAGCUGCAGAUAAGAAUAAAACGGGACCCAUGGCUCCAGAGAAAGCAUAUCUGGAAUGCAAAUCAAAGACUGGUAAAGAGGAUAUAUGUGGAACAAAGCACACAGCACCACAACAAAGCACCUGUAUCCCCACAACUCAGUUCAGCUCAGCAGACUCUACUGCACAUACAACAACAGACAGAGACCACAAGCAACCUGGAGACACAGAGCAGUAUCAAACGGUACCGUCUCUGCACUCUGCUCAGGGUGGUUUACUGCUUGAAUGUGAUGUCCAGCAAAUUGUGCAACAGCCUCUUGGAGCAACAAUCAUCACAGCCAAUGCAGAAGUACCUAUUGAAUCCGGCAUUAUCAGUAGUUCAAUGGAUGAAGUCACAAAAGAGGGACUUGCAGCAAACGAAGAAGGGGUUGUUGGUUCGAGUUCAACAUCUUCUGAAAAAGAGUGGCAUUACUCGGACUCAGGAGGGUUAUCUGCAAAGGGAGGAGAAUCUGUCUCUGGACUACCUGUUCUCACAGGAAAUGGAACUGGCACGCCAAAUAACACAGGCGAGGAUGAUGGAUGCGUCACUGAAAGUUCCCAGCAACCUUCUCCUGUUGCAGUUUCCAUCCCUAAUGCUCCCUUGCUUCAGAAAACACCCAAUCCCUCGAACCAUCCUCAGAACACACACGUUACACAAGCGAACCAGCUGAGCCCUGACUGUGUGAACUGCUGUGAAACACCUAAAUCUGUUUUAAUAGGGAACAAAACUAGCAUGAGUGGGGUAGAGGAGAUAAAGACGGUUUCUUUAGAUGAAACAGGAGUAGAUUGUGAUAUUUCUGUUAAAGAACCAAAGGUGUUGGGGGAUAAGACAUGCACUCACAACAUACAGUCCCCCAAAGUGACUGAAGGGUCCCAUGUGGUUGCUUGCAGCACAUCACAUGGGAUUGUGAAACAGAAUGAAUUUGCUGAAAGCAUACAAAUGAGUCCAUAUCAAGAUCACCAGCCAGAUGGGAGCUAUAUACUAGGCAAAAACAAAUGUACAAAUUCAGAGGGAUUAGACUCAGAUGAGCCAUGUCCCUCCCAGGUUAAUAAUGACUGUUUGAUUCAACAAGAGCAAGAAUCCAAUCUAGUAGUUCAUAAGCUCACACAGAUGGAAUGCCUAAAUGAUGGUAUUUCAACAUCUGAUAAUAUUAAUGUGGAUGAAAAGCAUGAUGUAGUUUCAGAUGCUUUUUCUGGACUCAAUGCUGUUGAAAUGAAAGAUUUAAUUGACGUAGGUAUUCUUGUGCAGCCAGGGAUGGAGGACACAUGGUUAGUGGUAAGCGAUCACUCUCCAUUGAUAGAUGGGCAGUGCCAAAGUACAGAGGAAGCUGAGAUGAUCGAUGUUAGCACAGAAGCUAUGGGGCAUUGUUCUGAAUCACAGACAUCUGUUGCUGUCUAUGAGUGCACAGUACCCUGCUUUCCCCAAGAUGCUCUUCAAGAAGCUGCUAAUCUGCUGUUACCAGAAAAAGAUGUAGAAGUACCUGUAGAUAAACAUUCUUUUGAACCUUUAACAGAAUCAUUAACACAAGACAUUGAUACUCUUCCCUCGCUUCCAUCAACCAUUUUAGCAUCACAGAAUGUUUUAUCUUCCCCAGCCUCUUUAACCUCUUCAGCAAAUAUUUGCAUACAAAAUAUACAAACUACAUUUUGUUCCAGUGAUGAGAAUACAACUAGUGUAUUAGAUUCUCCCCUAAUUACAAGCCCUUCUACUGUGCAAGAAGAACAAACAAAGUGCACAGAAAGUAAAUCAGAUUCAUCCCAGAUUUGUCUUUCAUCGAGUGUUCUCGAUCCAAAGUUGCUUAUACUAAAGAGAGGUGAGGCUUUCCUCAAGCAACCUCGAAUGUUGACUCUAGUUUCCAGGAACCAGAGCCCAUCUGGUACCCCAAUUGAUUGCUUAGACAGAAUCUCUGUAGAGUGCCUUUCAGAAUAUGACUUAACUACGGACGGUGCAGCUGAAAAGGCAGCCCAGAUACCUCUCAGCUUUCAUGUCCUAAAUGCUCCCUGUAAUGUUACUGCCUCAGCUUCAGAGGAUGAGUCUAAAAAACAGGCCUUAAUCAAAUCAGAACCUUUUCUAGCAAUUGAAAAACAGAUUCCUUCCGAUGAUUCUUUAUUGAAUUCUGCGUCAUGUACCCAAACUCAGACCCAUAACUCACCAAGACUGCCUUCCAGGUCAGGCAGUAUGUGUAGUAGCAUCACUGAUCAGUCUGAAGGUCCUGCUAACCAGCCAUGCCAAGAUUCUAUGCUGUUUGAGGUGGAGGAACAUUUACCAGUUCAACAUUUGGAAGAAAUAAAGGAUGCCCAAGACAACACUAUGGAGCAGCUGGAUGCUUCUAUAGGAGAGAGCAGUGAGGGAGAAGCAGAUGGUUCUUUAGAAGCCCAGACCAACGAAAGCAUUGUUAUUCCCAGUCCAGUGCAAAAUACGGUUCGCCAGUGGAUAGCAGGCAGGGGUACAUCAAGCUCCACUCCCUCCACAUCUCGUACACCUUCGCCACCUCCCACUUCCUCCUCUGUAGACUGCAAACACAGUUUGCCCUCUCCCCAGAACUCUGCUGGAGCCUCUCAUUCAGAUCAAACAUUCAGCCAGCGACCUCGCUCAGAGAAGCACACUGAUAUGGCAGAAUUGGCCAAACAUGAAGCAGAGAUUGAGCAUCGGUCACUUGCGCUGAAACGUGAGGGUUUCUGGUCGUUAAAACGGUUAUCUCGUGUAGCCGAGCCACUCCGGACCAAGGUACAUUGGGACUACCUUUGUGAGGAGAUGCAGUGGCUUUCUGCUGACUUUGCACAGGAGAGACGCUGGAAAAGAGGCGUAGCCAGAAAAGUGGUCCGGAUGGUGAUGCGCCACCAUGAGGAGCUACGGCAGAAAGAGGAAAGGGCAAAGCGUGAAGAGCAUUCCAAACUGAGAAGGAUUGCUGCGUCCAUUGCAAAGGAAGUCCGUGUGUUUUGGAGCAGUGUUGAGAAGGUUGUGCAGUACAAACAACAAUCUAGGCUUGAAGAGAAGCGUAAGAAGGCCCUGGAUCUGCAGCUCGACUUUAUUGUCGGCCAAACAGAGCGCUACUCUGACCUGCUUAGUCAGUCUUUGCAAGCCACGCCUGCAGCCCCGACCAGCGUACACACUCGACAGAGUCAGCCUAAUGUACCUGAGGACGAUGAUAUUGACUUUGAGCCUCCGUGUGAGGAGGAGGAUGAUGAAGAGACAAUUGAAGUGGAGGAGCAGCAGGAGGGGAAUGAUGCAGAGUCUCAAAGAAAGGAGAUUGAGUUAUUGAAGCAGGAGAGCACACUGCCACUAGACCAGCUACUCAGUACACUCACGCUCCCCCAGGGCUCUGCAUCUGAGGAUGAAGCAUCUGAUGAUUCUUCCUCUACAGUUGAAGAUGAGGACAAAGAGUUUUCAGCUAAUGAGGAAGAUGCGGAGGAUGUGGAAGACACCAUUGCUGCGCAGGAGGUGAUUGAGGGAGAUGGAGACCAUGCAGUGGAACUUGAUGACUUGGCUAAAGAGGGUGAGUUGAGUAUGGAGGAGCUUUUAGAGAAGUACAAAGGGGCUUACGCCUCUGACUAUGAAGAACCUUCAGCAUCACCAGAGUCCUCAGAGGGAACUGAAGAUGAAGAAGAGGAAGAGACCGAGGGAGAUGAAAGUGAUGAUGCCUCCUCAGAUUCAGCAGAACACAGUGAUGAAGAAGAUGAUGCUGAAGCUGAAGAAAGUGAUGAGGAGGAUGAAGAUGAUGGAGGAGAGGGGAUGGAGGUUUUAUUAAGGGAGGGAGAUCACAGCCCCACUUUCCCCACAUCUCCACGUCCCAAAAAAGAGAUCAGCCAUAUAGCUGCUACUGCUGAAAGCCUUCAACCUAAAGGAUAUACCCUGGCCACAACAAGUGUGAAAACACCUAUUCCAUUCUUACUUCAUGGCAACCUACGAGAGUACCAGCACAUCGGACUUGACUGGUUGGUCACCAUGUAUGAAAAGAAGCUUAAUGGUAUCCUGGCAGAUGAGAUGGGACUUGGAAAAACUAUUCAGACUAUUGCCCUGCUGGCACAUCUAGCUUGUGAAAAAGGUAACUGGGGCCCUCACUUAAUCAUUGUGCCCACCAGUGUAAUGCUGAACUGGGAGAUGGAGCUGAAACGCUGGUGCCCUGGCUUUAAAAUUCUCACCUAUUAUGGCAGCCAGAAAGAGCGCAAACUUAAGAGACAGGGAUGGACCAAACCCAAUGCUUUUCAUGUGUGCAUCACUUCAUAUAAGCUGGUUUUGCAAGACCAUCAGGCAUUCAGGCGCAAGUCCUGGAAAUACCUCAUUCUGGAUGAGGCACAGAACAUCAAAAACUUCAAGUCCCAGCGUUGGCAAAGUCUGCUAAACUUCAACAGUCAUCGGCGGCUACUGCUUACUGGUACUCCGCUGCAGAACAGUCUGAUGGAGCUGUGGUCGCUCAUGCACUUUCUCAUGCCGCAUGUCUUCCAGUCCCAUCGUGAGUUCAAAGAGUGGUUCUCCAACCCACUGACUGGGAUGAUCGAAGGCAGUCAAGAAUAUAAUGAGGGACUUGUGAAACGGCUGCACAAGGUAUUAAGGCCCUUCUUGCUCCGGCGUAUCAAAGUUGAUGUAGAAAAACAAAUGCCCAAAAAAUAUGAGCAUGUUGUCCGCUGCCGCCUCUCCAAAAGACAGCGCUUUCUCUAUGAUGACUUCAUGGCACAGGCCUCAACGAAGGAAACCCUAGCCAGUGGACACUUCAUGUCUGUAAUCAACAUCUUGAUGCAGUUGCGUAAAGUGUGUAACCAUCCCAACCUCUUUGACCCACGUCCAAUCCAGUCUCCCUUUAUCACUGAGACUAUAACAUACACCACUGCCUCCCUGGUUCUGAGAGCAUUAGAGACAUCCCCUUUCCAGUGCUGUGACCUAUCAAUGUUUGACCUGAUCGGUCUGGAAGGCCGUGUUUCUCGGUACCAAGCAGAUGUUUACCUUCCACAAAGGAAAGUAACAUGCCAGCUGAUCCAGGAGAUAAUGGAGUCUCCUGAGCCUUCACCUAGACCUAAACCUAUUCGAAUGAAGGUCAACAGGAUGCUUCAGCCACUCCCCAAGUCUGAUGGACGUUCAGCAACAACACUGAAUAACCCUCGGCCCACAUGUCCGGUCUCUCCUGCAGUUCAGCCUCCAUGGCCACCUCUAAUUACAGAGGUCACCCAGGUUCCUGUACGGCCGACACCUCAAGUUUCUCCUGUCAUUUCUGUUGCUGCUCCACAAGCUCCUGUAUGUCAAAGUGUUACCACCACGGGGUCUGCAAACCCAGUUUUGAGUAUUCGGCAUGCUUCACCUUCCACUGCCCCAACAGUACCCGUCACCCCUCAACCCACCAGCAAUGUCAUGACACAGAGAGUGCUCCUCAGCCCUGAUAUGCAGGCCAGAUUACCAUCUGGAGAGGUGGUGAGUAUUGCCCAGCUGGCCUCCUUGGCUGGUCGUCCAGUGUCGUCCAGUCAGGGCAGUAAGCCUGUCACAUUUCAACUGCAGGGUAACAAACUCACCCUAUCUGGUGCUCCGCUACAAGUGCCUGUUGCCCAGCCACGGUCUAUCCAAGGAAAUGUAAUGCAUCUGGUAUCCAGCGGUGGGCAGCACCACCUUAUUAGUCAGCCAGCUCAGGUUGCCGUUCUCCAUACGCUUAGUCAGUCAGGUAGCAUCUCAGCAAAUCCCAACCCAACCAGCACAAUCCCAUCCUGCUCUGGACUAGCGGUACCUCUCACUGCUGCUCAAGUUCCAUCACCAGGAAUUGUAAAGAUUGUUGUUCGCCAAGCAGCAGGAAAAGAAGUUGGGCAGGUCCCAACUCUGGCUGUGCCCCCAUCUCCUCGUGUUGCACCUCCGCAGUCAGUUUUGUUGCACCCACAUGGGACCCCAAGCUCCGCUCUCAGACCUCCUACUCCACAACAGCCUUCCCAGCAACUUCCUGUUCACCCUACACCACCUCAAGCUCCUACCUCAAACCCUGGACAGACUCCACCACCACGUUCAGUGCUUAAGGUGACGGAUGAAAAAUCUCCAAGCACAGCUAAGGCAAAUGCUUCAUUAGUAGUUGAAGAGAGCAGUAGUGAUGUUCUUACUCUUAAACCCAUGUCCUCGUCUCAAAGUCGUGCAUCUGGAUGUCAACGUCCGCGAAUCCAUCCUCAACCACCACGAACCCCAUUUCACCUGACAUGGCUUGCAGAUCGUCAUAAGGCCAAGAGAGAUGGUCGGAUCUCUCAAAUCUUUCGAGUAAAUGAAUUACACUGCAAUGUAAAACCUGUGUUUGGUCAAGAGGUUCUGGAUUUUCUUACCUUCCUCCCAGGCGCUAGUUCUAUUCCAGCCCGACCUAUCUGUAACAGGUGGCACCACUCAGGAUAUAGUUCCUGUCUCAUUGCUCAAUCCCAACAUAAGAGUGAGUACCUGUACCAGAGCAAACUUCUCAGAGAAGCAAUUAACAGCUUUGAGGAAAGGCUCCACCUGAUGUCUGAGGUGAUAAACAGGUUCACAUUUGUCAUCCCUCCAGUGGAGGCCAAAUCUGUCACCAUGCAUAGCUGCCAUCCACCUCCUUCUCUUGGCUACCAGCAAGCUCUCUUUUCCUCCAGACUGUCUACUCAUCUUUCUCCACUCAUGCAUACGGUGCAUCGCAUUCGCUGCAAUAUGCGGACACAUUUCCCUGAUUUGCGACUUAUCCAGUAUGAUUGCGGCAAGUUGCAGACUCUCCAUCUUCUGCUGCGGAAACUGAAGUAUGAAGGUCACAGGGUACUAAUAUUUACUCAGAUGACCCGCAUGCUGGAUAUACUAGAGCAGUUCCUCAACUACCAUGGGCACAUUUACUUACGGUUGGAUGGCAGCACACGAGUAGAACAGAGACAGGCCCUGAUGGAACGUUUCAAUGCAGAUCGUCGUAUCUUCUGUUUCAUCUUGUCCACCCGUAGUGGUGGUGUGGGAGUAAAUCUGACUGGGGCUGACACAGUGGUGUUCUAUGAUAGUGACUGGAACCCCACCAUGGAUGCUCAGGCUCAGGACCGCUGCCACCGAAUUGGACAAACCAGAGAUGUUCACAUCUAUAGAUUAAUCAGUGAACGGACCGUGGAGGAAAACAUUUUGAAAAAAGCCAACCAGAAAAGAAUGUUGGGAGAUAUGGCAAUUGAAGGGGGUAACUUCACAACUGCAUUUUUUAAAGAGCAAACGAUCAGAGAAUUGUUUGAUGUAUAUGAAGGAGAAAAGAAGGAUGCUGAAUCGAGUGUACUUCUGUCAGAUGACGAGGAAGCCAUCAACAAACAACAAACUACUAUUCUGGAGCAGGCUUUGUGUCGUGCUGAGGAUGAAGAGGACAUAGUAGCAGCUUCCCAAGCCAAAGCAGAGCAGGUGGCCGAGUUGGCAGAAUUUAAUGAAAAUAUUCCUCUGGAUGAUGGUGAGAGCAGAGACCAAGAAGAGGAGGAACUUUCCAAAGCUGAGCAGGAAAUUGCUGCUCUUGUAGAACAGCUCACUCCCAUAGAGCGAUAUGCCAUGAAUUUUCUGGAGGCAUCUCUUGAGGAAAUUUGCAAAGAAGAACUAAAGCAGGCUGAGGAGCAAGUUGAAGCUGCAAGAAAAGGAUUAGAUCAGGCAAAGGAGGAGGGUCUCAAACUGCAUCAGUCAUCUGAUAAUGAUGACGACUCCAUGCCUCACACUCCUGAGGAACACCUGCCAGCUCGGCGUACACGCAGACACAGAGAAAAAGGUGCCCCCUCUACAAGGGUCAGUGGUAGGCUUAGAGGGGCGCCAGCUAAAAUGGAUAUUUCUACAACUCCUCCAUCCCCAGACAGGGAGAAAGCGAGGAGAGUGGAGACAAGUGUGAACCGUGCCUCUGGCCCUAGUUUAAGUCUGAAGUCCUCCCAGUCCAAAGAAGUGCCUGAAAGACUGCAUGGUGACAUGCAAGGAAGAGCAGAAAAUGAAGAUGUGGCCUCCUCAACAUCCAUAGUUGGGGCGCCUCAGAAACUCCAAAUUGAUCAGCAGCUCUCUGAUGCAGAAAGAUCCAGCAUACCAUCACAAUAUAACAAACCCCUCCCUACAGUGCCUUCAGAUGCUGCCUCUUUAUCAGUGGACCGACACUCCAGUGUACAUACUUCAACACUAACAAUAUUGAGAGAUACAGCGGAUGAGCAUGGGAUAGAGACAGACAACACCACCACACAGCAUUUGAUGAGAGAGAGAAGGGCAUCUAUAUCUUCAGAAUCUAUUUGCUCUCCAGAACAUCAGUCAGACCAGGAUGGCCAGCAUUCACUCUUUCCUUCACUGUCAUCUCCACAUUCUCGUUCACCACGUAAGCGCCAGUCUGCUGAUGAAGAGGUCCUGAAGGGCCUCCCCGAAGAUUCUCCAUCUGCAAAGGUUCUUAGAAAGCUUCCUGGGCGCCUUGUCACUGUAGUUGAAGAUAAGGAACCAAAGCGAAGGAGAAGGGGGGAAUGUGGAAGUGGAGGAGUGCACACUGAAGGGUCCUCUGAAGAGACAGAGCAGGCUGAAUCCUCACAAGAUACAAUUCCCCUUUCACCAGUCCAAUCACCCAAUGAGAAGUCUCUUAUUAAAUCACCUUCAGCAUCCACCCCUGAGACACAGCAAGGACAGGAACAGGCGUCCCCUUCCUCCCUCACAAAUUCAGGGAGAGGCUACCACCCUUACUCACCUACACACCAUUCACCAGACAUGCCUGUCCUUCGGAACUUACCGGUACGCCGGCGCUUGGAGACGGAAUCUCGCAUGGCUGCUCAAUUAGGAGAGCAGUUCCUAAUUAAAGGCAGAGGGCUUGACAGACGAGCUCCACUGUCGCCAAAGAAACAGGAGUCUAUUUCAUCUAAGGAUGGUAGUUCCAUUCCCAAUGUUGCAUCUGAUGCUAAUGUAAUCUAUUUCUCACCUGGGAAGCGUAAAAGAGGUCGGCCCCCCAAAAUGUCCCCUAAGCCACAAGAACCCCCAGAACAGGAUAUCCCUGUUACAGCUAAAUCUACAAGUGACGAACAAAGUCCACCUCAGUCACCAAAACGGAAGAGAGGACGACCUCGCAAAGAUUCUACUACAAAUGCAGUAGACAGUGGUAAACCUGAAAAUGAAGCAAGCGGUCAUACAAGCCUGUCCUCAACUUCACAGGAAAGUCUUUCAGCUGAAAACCUUAACUCACACAGUUCAAGUCUUGGGCCUUUAACUGUGCCCUCUGUUCCUGAAUGUUCAAAAAUAAACUCUGAAACCUAUGGUGUGCUUGAAUUGUUUAAAACUGCAGACUCUCCCCAAUCUCCUAAAACAGACACUCCAACCUCUCAGUUCAAUACGCCCUCACCUCAAACACAUUGUGUAAUCUCAGUUUCACAAACAUCCACCGUAGAACCGUCAAAUGUUCAGACAAAUUUGAAGGCCACAGCUCCAAACUCUGUUUCUCCAGACCUUUCCCUCGAAGCUGUACCACAAAUUCAGACAGAAAAUGCUGCUCAGUCCAACACAAAUCCUUUAUCACAACUGCCUGCUCCAACUCCCAGUGAGGGUUUUGUUGGCUCUUCUAGGCCUACCACUGAAUGCAUAACUACAUCUACAUCCUCAAUUUGUCAAAACAGUCAAGUUACAACAAUAUCCUCCGAGCUCUCAACUCUGCCAGAUAAAGGCAAUGCUUCAGAGAUGUCUCUAAAAUCUAUGCCUAUUGAAUUGAUCGAACAACCAAAACUUGAAAACAACAUAUUAGGUGCAAGUCCUCUAUUAAUCUCUGUUAGUGACACCUCAACUGCAUUUGGCCAAACAUGUCAGCUUGAAAAAGCUGAUCGAAUAUCAGUUCCUGACAUGACUCAGUCUUCUGUACAACCUGAUAUACCACUGGAAACUACAUUUAAUCUAAACCAGAGAAAUGUUCUUUCUCAACCUAAGCAUGAACUAACACAAACAACCCCCAUAUAUUCAAGCCAAAUACCGAUCGCCCCUGUAUCCUCUCUCAAUUCUCUUGAAAUACAGGCAUCUGUCUCCCCUAAGCAAUCACCUGCGUCCAGGCAGAGAACUGGGUCUGUUGAAGAACAGAGAAUUGAGAAUCAGCAGGACCCUUCUGCACCAAAAGAACAUGGCUUAUUUGAAUCUACAGAAGAAAUGCAUAUAGACGUCUCUGAAAAGUCUGAGAAAGCAGAGAGAGAUAAUAGCCAGUCAAAGGCAAAAAAGAGGAAAUUGGAAAAUUUGCCAGAGGAUCGGGGGUCUGCUACACUCUUAAUCUCAGAAACGCUGAUGCAAACCACUCCUGUGAAUGUUGUGGCUGAUGCACAACUAGAAGAGGAGAGUCAGACAAAAAAUCAAGAGUGCAAAAGAACAGACAAAAAAAGAAACAUUUGUCGACAAAGCAGUCAGGAAUCUAUUCGCUCCUCGUCUCCGUCUUCUGUUUCUUCCAGCGGUACACUCUCAUCUCAGUCAAAAAAAUCUGCAGAGAGCAGUAUUCCAGCAAAGAGAAAGCGAAUGGAGAGAGAUUCAGGAAAAUUUAAAGCGUCUGAUCAAGAGCCAGUGAAACCUGAGAGUCAGUGUUGUUCUUCCUCUGAUUCAGAAGACUCCACUGGUCAAGAAAGACGUCUUACCCGUUCAUCACUCAAAAGUUUGGAGAAAGAGACCAUUAGCGAUAAAGGUGACAAAAACAGUAAUGGGCGCAGAAGGUCUGACAAGAAAGCGACCAAAGAACCGGAGUCUACUGCAUCCACACCUGUUAGGGUAACCCGUAAAUCCAUAGGCAGCCAACCUAUUUUAAAACUGACUUCACCAAACUCAUCUGAGCCUGAGGUGCUAGGCAAACGAUGCUCAGCACUCAAUGCAGCUGCUAAGCUUUUGGCAAUGAGAGGAAAGGGACCAGAUCCACCAAGUUCCAGUACCAAAUCAAAAGCUAUACAAGGACAGCAGUCCACUCCUGAUAAAAUCAGUAAGUCUAAAGGCAAACAAGACCAGGACUUCCCUAAGACAAAUUCAGUUGUUAUCAAAACAGAGUGUAGUCGACAAACCCCUACCUGUUUAACAGAUUCCCCACCAUCCACCACUGGAACAGGUCACACUGCCUCCCGCUCUACUCGACAAAGACCAGGAAAUCUUGUGCCUCCUUUGGAAACUGAAGUUAAAAGAGUCAAAAAAGAGGAAAAGAAAAAAAACUCGGAUCAGAAGGAGGAAGCUGAGGAAGAAAACCGAGAGACAAGGUCUUCAAGAGGGCACAGUGCUUGCAGUAGUGUAAGCAGUGAAAGAGGUGCAGGCAGCAGCAGGAGCCGGAGUAGCAGCAACAGCAGCCAGUGCACGCGCAGCUUGAGCUCACGAAGCACUGGUCCGCCACACUCGCACUCAAGAGCUCCUUCAUCUGGUAGUGACACAGAGAAAGGGAAAGGCUGGCAGAAGAAAACAGGAGAGAACCGAGGCCGUGAAAGCAGGAGAGAAAGGCAUUCAAAAAAUAAUGAGAAGCCAGAACCCAGUGCUGGAUCAAAUGAGGGAACUCCUGACAGGGUGCUGAGGAGUGUUGCUGCACUGGCAGCAGCUCAGGCUCGCACUCCAGCUAGCAACACUCGUUCUUCCUCCAGUCAACAACGUCAGUCCAAAACUUGAUUUAGGAUAAGAGAUAAUAACUGAACUUCAGUAAUGAGAGCAAGGUUUUUACGGGUUUUAAGGAAAGGGGAUCAAACUUGCCAUUCUUUAACACUGUCUGGGAGACGUCAAAUUGAGUCUAUUGCAUUUUGCAAUAAGAACCAAACUUGGGUGCAUUCUCAACUAUUAAGCCAUCUUGAGUGUGAAGAGGAAACAGAGAUGCAGGACAGAUGUGGAGAUGUUUACCCAUUUAAAAAUAUGGCAUUUGUAUGGUCUUAGUAAUAAGAUCAAAAGGACUGUACCUAACUAUACCACAAGGACUUUGGACAGCUGGGCAAGGGGCAAGAGUUGUUUAGUUCACACUAUGUACUGUAGUCAUUUAAAGACUGGAAUACUAAAAGAAGUAUCUGUUAAAUGGGUCAUGUGUACCCUUUAUACAGAGUUUACUUGUGCUGCAAAGGUUGCAUAAAGUAAUUUAUGCUAUAUUUGAAAGAGUAAGUCAUUGUUAAAACAUUUUUAAGCAGCUGGGCUAUACAAAAUGUUUGCCUAGUUGUUGACUAUUGUUUGUUUCAAGUCAGUUGAUAAAUUAAGAAUAUUAUGUGGUUUCUUCCAGGGUAUGAAGAGGGCAGGUCUGUAAAUGUGAUUUUGCUGCACUAUGCUGGAGUUAGUCUCUACUCAGACCUCCAUGUCUUGUGUAAUUUUUCUUUUUCCCUAUAAGUUUCUUUUAAGUCCAGGCUGCAUUUCUCCAUUUGCACAUCUUACAUAAUACCCCUGGAUAGUUUUUUUUUUUUUUUUUUUUUUGUUUUUUUUACAGUGCUUUCAAUCAAGUUAAUUAAUUACUGGUACCUCACACUAUGUAUAUCUGAGCUUGUGAAAAUAUCUUGAAGUCUGCUUGUCCUUUGCUUUCUGGCAAUAUGGAGAUGAAAUGCAACCUCAUCAAAAAAAAAAUUCACCUUUUUCAGAGUAUUAUUGGUCAACUUUCUAUUAAACUUUGUUGUUGAACAGUGUCAAGUUAGUGUGACAAAGUGAGAGUGCCUGUUGAUCCACAUAGGACUGGGUCCCUGUAUGCCUUGUUAAGAAAUCAAAAUUGGGCUUCAAAGAUUUUUAGUGUUUCAAGUGUAAUAAAGAAAUUUUCCAUCCAGAACUACAGGAGGUACAUCUGUGUUAAUGUCCAACCAAACUGAAGACACCUCUUUAGUGUACAUUGCUGUUGUCAUCCUUUUUUUAUUCAUCCUUUUUAUGAUAAAAGAAAUUCUUCUGCAUAAAACUUUAGAAUUUUUUUUUUCCAGCAAACCCUUGACAGUUAGUUGCUGUCAUUAUCCCAUUUUGGGGUAAAUACUUGUUUUGGGGAAUGGGUAGAAUGUGGUGAUAGUCUUAUUUUUAUUUUGUCUCUUUGAAUGUUACAUUCCUUUUGUUCCCAUGUAAUUCCACAUUGUUUUACUUGAAAGAUUGAAACGACAAAAGUCAGUUGAAUAAAAAGACCAAAAAUAGCAA
Tachysurus vachellii is the source of this 13862-nucleotide messenger RNA. RefSeq names its product Snf2-related CREBBP activator protein (gene srcap). Lineage: Eukaryota; Metazoa; Chordata; Actinopteri; Siluriformes; Bagridae. Gene Ontology annotation, cellular component: Swr1 complex. The record is from RefSeq and is a predicted model, not a curated record. Gene Ontology annotation, molecular function: ATP binding; ATP hydrolysis activity; histone binding. The transcript is spliced from 34 exons. Bases 510 to 12389 code for a protein of 3959 amino acids.